AUGGAUCGACUGAAAACCAGGUUCGAAGAAACAAGGAAUGUAGCGUUCAAGAAUCCUCUGGAAGCCUCAGCUUCGAGCCUUAGCAGGUCUGAAUGGAGGAAACCGCCAUCACAAUGCAUUAGAAUAAAUACAGUCGCGGCAGUCAAGGGUGGUACGAGCAUGGUUGGCAUUGUAGCAAGAGAUCAGCAGAUGGAAAUUCAAAAGAUCAAAGCAGUAAAGUGCUGCUCAAACAUUCCGGAAGUGGCUGAAGCUUUUGGUAUUUUGCAGGGAAUGAAAUUAGCAAAAGAAGAAGGGUGGAACAAAAUAUGGUGUGAAUCUGAUGCCAGAAACAUAGUCACAAGCAUCAACAACCCGGAUGCCCAAAUUAGUCAUUGGGCAGCAGCUGGAAUCAUAUCUGAUAUUGUACAGCUAAAAAGUGAGUUCCAGGAAGCUCACUUAAUGUGGAUUCCCAGAGAAAAAAAUUUUCUAGCUCAUUUUGUUAGUAACUGGGCCGUUAAAAAUGGCAUGUGUGGUGUUCUGUCACUCUCCCCAGUUCCUUUUCCUUUUUUGUAA
Ziziphus jujuba (common jujube) is the source of this 552-nucleotide messenger RNA. RefSeq lists its product as uncharacterized. The record is from RefSeq and is a predicted model, not a curated record. Gene Ontology annotation, molecular function: RNA-DNA hybrid ribonuclease activity; nucleic acid binding. The transcript has a single exon. NCBI's taxonomy places the organism in Eukaryota, Viridiplantae, Streptophyta, Magnoliopsida, Rosales, Rhamnaceae. Bases 1 to 552 code for a protein of 183 amino acids.